AUGGGCCCCUGUACCGCCUCCUCAUGCUGCUGCCAGGCCCGUAAUCUGCCAUGGGCCCCCCGUACCGCCUCCUCAUGCUGCUGCCAGGUCCAGUGUAGUGUCUCAUGGGUCCCUGUACGGCCUCCCAUUGCUGCUGUCUCCAUCGCCACACUCUGCCAUGUGCCACUUUCAGGUCUCCUCACACUGCUGGUGGGUUUCCAUUUUGUCAUAGUGGUGCUGGCAGAUUACGGGCCUCCCAUUGCUGCUGCCAGGCCGUAAUCUGCCAUGGGCCCCCGUACCGCCUCCUCAUGCUGCUGCCAGGUCCUCAGUGUGUCAUGGGUCCCUGUACGGCCUCCCAUUGCUGCUGUCCUCAUCGCCACACUCUGCCAUGUGCCACUUUCAGGUCUCCUCACACUGCUGGUGGGUUCCAUUUUGUCAUAGGGUGCUGUAUGGCCUCCCAUUGCUGCUGCCUCCACCGC
Molecule: messenger RNA, 458 nt
Organism: Staurois parvus
Lineage: Eukaryota; Metazoa; Chordata; Amphibia; Anura; Ranidae
Source: the annotation of a GenBank genome assembly